UACAAGUGUGACUUUUGCGAGUUUUGCCAAUUAAUACAACAGAAAUCUGAAUUUAGUCUAAACUCAAAUAAAACUGUUUCUAAAAUCAAUUUACAUUACAAGACCAAAAUAAAUAAUGAAAAAUAGCCCAAAUUACAAGGACGAGAAUUGUACCUUCACUUCAAUCUUCUGACUGAGUGAAACGUGUUUGGUUCUUUCCCGCGCUUUGCCGUUGCUACUCCAAUGUCAAUGCGUCGUUUCAAAGGCCAGAUACUCCCAGCAGCUCGCCAAAACAACCCCAUCAUCCACCGUCCAUUUCAAUCAACCCCUGAUUACUACACAAAGCUGAUCGAAACCUACGCUCGUGGUCGAGAAUUGCACCCGGCGAGACUUCUCCACGCCCAUUUAAUCACCAUUGGCUCUGCUCGCUCGACCCAUUUGGCUUCCAAGCUCAUCGCUUUGUACGCUGCCUGCGGCCAAAUAGCCCAUGCUCGUAAAGUGUUCGACAAAAUUCCCCAAACGAACAUACGCCGCUGGUUUGCUCUCAUUGGAGCCUAUGCUCGUUGUGGGUUUUAUCAGCAGGCAAUCGAUGUGUUCUGGGAGAUGCAAAGAAAGGUCUCAAGGCCCAACAAGAUUGUUAUCCCCAGUGUUCUCAAAGCAUGUGGACACCUCUCUGAUCUUAAAACCGGUAAGAAAAUACACGCCGUGGUGCUCCGCUUCUCGUUUGAAUUUGAUGCUUUUGUUAGCAGUGCGCUCAUUGAUAUGUACUCAAAGAAUGGGCGGGUGGAGAAGGCACAACAAGUUUUCGAUAUGAUGGUGGAGAAAGAUUUGGUGGCUUUGAAUGCUAUGGUUUCGGGUUUUGCUCAACAUGGUUUGGCUAGAGAAGCAUUGCGUUUGGUGGAGAAAAUGCAGCUACUGGGAUUAAAGCCCAAUUUGAUAACUUGGAACAGUUUGGUUUCUGGGUUUUCGCAGAAGGGCGAUGAAGCAUUGGCGUAUCGAAUUUUUAACCUAAUGCUGGUUAACGGGAUUGAGCCUGAUAUCGUAUCUUGGACUUCGGUUAUAUCUGGGUUUGUGCAGAACUUUCAGAACAACAAAGCUUUUCAUACAUUCAAGCAAAUGUUGAGUCAUGGACUCUGUCCAACUUCGAAUACUAUUAGUAGCCUCUUGCCUGCUUGUGCAGCUGUGACGGAUGUGAAGCGUGGGAAGGAGAUUCAUGCCUACGCGUUGGCGAUAGGAGUUGAAGAAGAUGUAUAUGUGAGCAGUGCACUUGUUGACAUGUACGCAAAAUGCGGAUUUAUAUACGAAGCAAAGGCAUUGUUUUGCAAGAUGUCUCAAAAGAACACGGUGACAUGGAAUUCGAUGAUUUUUGGAUAUGCGAAUCAUGGGUAUUGUAAUGAAGCAAUUGAGCAUUUCAACCAGAUGAAGAUGGAAGACGAUAAGAAACUCGAUUACUUGACUUUCAUGGCAGUUCUCACAGCUUGUUGUCAUGCCGGAAUGAUCGAACUUGGAGAAAGCUUGUUCCAUUUGAUGCAGGAAAGGUAUGGGAUCGUGCCAAGACUAGAACAUUUUGCAUGCAUGGUUGAUCUUCUAGGUCGAGCAGGGAAACUCACCGAGGCUUAUGAUAUGAUUAAUGCAAUGCCUAUGGAGCCAGAUUUCUUUGUAUGGGGAGCGUUACUGGGAGCAUGUCGGAAUUAUGGAAAUAUAGAUCUUGCUGAAGUAGCGGCAAAGCAUUUGUCGGAGUUAGAACCGGAGAGUGCAGGUAACAAUUUGCUGUUGUCAAGUCUGUAUGCUGAUUCUGGCAGUUGGGGGAAUGUUACAAGGUUGAAGAAAAUGAUGAUGAAAAACAAGUUAAGGAAACUUCCAGGACGCAGUUGGAUGGAAGCUGCCUGAUAUUAUAGAAUGGCCUUUCAAGGAA
Prunus dulcis (almond) is the source of this 1894-nucleotide messenger RNA. Its product is annotated as pentatricopeptide repeat-containing protein At5g59600. Gene Ontology annotation, biological process: RNA modification. The record is from RefSeq and is a predicted model, not a curated record. The transcript has a single exon. Gene Ontology annotation, molecular function: RNA binding; protein binding. NCBI's taxonomy places the organism in Eukaryota, Viridiplantae, Streptophyta, Magnoliopsida, Rosales, Rosaceae. The coding region runs from base 223 to 1869 and encodes 548 amino acids.